Messenger RNA from Tyto alba (common barn owl), 9545 nucleotides. It is a transcript of the gene MYO6, whose product is annotated as myosin VI. Gene Ontology annotation, molecular function: microfilament motor activity; actin filament binding; ATP binding. The transcript is spliced from 35 exons. Gene Ontology annotation, cellular component: cytoplasm; actin cytoskeleton; myosin complex. The record is from RefSeq and is a predicted model, not a curated record. Gene Ontology annotation, biological process: actin filament organization; endocytosis; vesicle transport along actin filament. The coding region runs from base 45 to 3902 and encodes 1285 amino acids. Lineage: Eukaryota; Metazoa; Chordata; Aves; Strigiformes; Tytonidae.
AAGGAGUUUUGGGAGGAUCCAGAAAAUACUGUAUAGAUUCCACAAUGGAGGAUGGGAAGCCCGUUUGGGCUCCACACCCAACUGAUGGGUUUCAGAUGGGGAUGAUUGUGGACAUUGGCACUAACAACUUAACUAUUGAACCUUUGAAUCAGAAAGGCAAGACUUUCCAGGCUGCUAUCAAUCAAGUGUUUCCUGCGGAAGAGGACAGCAAAAAAGAUGUAGAAGAUAAUUGUUCCCUUAUGUAUUUAAAUGAGGCCACUCUCCUUCACAAUAUCAAAGUUCGGUACAGUAAAGACAGAAUUUACACCUAUGUAGCCAACAUUCUUAUUGCAGUGAACCCGUAUUUUGAUAUACCUAAGUUUUAUUCUUCAGAAACUAUUAAAAUGUACCAGGGUAGAUCACUUGGGACAUUGCCACCACAUGUUUUUGCUAUUGCUGAUAAAGCAUUCCGUGACAUGAAAGUGCUCAAGAUGAGUCAGUCCAUCAUAGUCUCUGGAGAAUCGGGAGCUGGCAAGACAGAAAACACUAAAUUUGUUUUGAGGUAUUUGACAGAAUCCUAUGGUACUGGGCAAGAUAUUGAUGAUAGAAUUGUAGAAGCAAAUCCCCUAUUAGAAGCCUUUGGAAAUGCAAAGACUGUUCGCAACAACAACAGCAGUCGUUUUGGGAAAUUUGUAGAAAUUCACUUCAAUGAAAAGAACUCGGUGGUUGGUGGAUUUGUAUCGCAUUACCUUCUGGAGAAAUCUAGGAUCUGUGUGCAAGGCAAAGAAGAGAGGAAUUAUCAUAUCUUUUACAGACUUUGUGCUGGUGCUCCAGAAGACAUUAGGGAAAAACUAUAUCUAAGCUCUCCUGACAACUUUAGGUAUUUAAAUCGAGGCUGUACCAGAUACUUUGCUAACAAAGAAACAGACAAGCAGAUUUUGCAGAAUCGCAAGAGUCCUGAGUAUCUCAAAGCAGGUUCCUUGAAGGAUCCACUCUUAGAUGAUCAUGGAGAUUUUAAGAGAAUGUGCACAGCAAUGAAAAAGAUUGGACUGGAUGAUGCAGAAAAACUCGAUCUUUUUAGGGUAGUCGCUGGUGUCCUUCACCUUGGAAAUAUUGAUUUUGAGGAAGCUGGGAGCACUUCAGGGGGCUGCACGCUGAGGCCGCGGAGCGAGCCGGCGCUGGAGCGCUGCGCCGCGCUGCUGGGCCUGGAGCCGGAGGACCUGCGCGGCAGCCUCACGGCGCGCGUCAUGCUCACCACGGCAGGGGGCGCCAAAGGAACGGUCAUCAAGGUACCCUUGAAAGUGGAACAAGCAAACAAUGCUCGUGAUGCCUUGGCUAAAACGGUGUACAGUCAUCUGUUUGACCAUGUAGUGAACAGGGUAAACCAGUGUUUUCCAUUUGAGACUUCUUCUUUCUUCAUUGGAGUUCUAGAUAUAGCUGGUUUUGAAUACUUUGAGCACAACAGUUAUGAACAAUUCUGUAUUAACUACUGUAAUGAAAAACUGCAGCAGUUUUUUAAUGAAAGGAUUCUGAAAGAGGAACAAGAACUUUACCAAAAAGAAGGGCUGGGUGUUAAUGAAGUGCGCUAUGUAGAUAAUCAGGACUGUAUAGAUUUGAUUGAAGCAAAAUUAAUAGGUCUACUGGAUAUUUUGGAUGAAGAAAAUCGUCUUCCCCAACCAAGCGACCAGCAUUUUACUUCUGUUGUGCACCAAAAACACAAGGACCAUUUCAGACUCUCUAUUCCUAGAAAGUCUAAAUUGGCUGUUCACAGAAAUAUCAGAGAUGAUGAAGGCUUUAUUAUCCGACAUUUUGCAGGAGCAGUAUGCUAUGAGACGAUGCAAUUUGUGGAAAAAAACAAUGAUGCUUUGCACAUGUCCCUUGAAUCUCUUCUAUGUGAAUCCAAGGACAAGUUUGUUCGACAGCUCUUUGAAUCUAACACUAACAACAACAAGGAUCCCAAACAAAAAGCUGGGAAACUUAGUUUCAUAAGUGUGGGAAACAAAUUCAAGACUCAGUUAAAUUUGCUUCUUGAGAAGCUUCACAGUACUGGGUCUAGCUUUAUUCGCUGUAUCAAACCUAAUUUAAAGAUGACAAAUCACCAUUUUGAAGGAGGACAGAUUCUCUCGCAGCUUCAGUGUUCAGGAAUGGUGUCAGUUCUGGAUUUGAUGCAAGGUGGUUUCCCUUCACGAGCUUCAUUUCAUGAACUGUAUAAUAUGUACAAGAAGUACUUGCCUGAAAAACUGGCUCGACUGGAUCCUAGGCUUUUUUGCAAGGCACUUUUUAAAGCCUUGGGAUUGAAUGAAAAUGAUUAUAAAUUUGGGCUAACCAAGGUGUUUUUUAGACCUGGCAAGUUUGCAGAGUUUGAUCAGAUAAUGAAGUCUGAUCCAGAUCACUUAGCAGAGCUAGUUAAACGAGUGAACCACUGGCUUAUCUGCAGUCGUUGGAAAAAAGUUCAGUGGUGUUCUCUCUCAGUGAUUAAAUUGAAAAAUAAGAUAAAAUACCGAGCCGGUGCCUGCAUUAAAAUACAAAAGACUAUCCGUAUGUGGCUUUGCAAGAGAAAGCACAAACCACGCAUUGAUGGCCUGAUAAAAGUGCGCAAGCUGAAGAAAAGGCUUGAUAAAUUUAAUGAAGUAGUAAGUGCUCUGAAGGAAGGGAAGGCGGAGACAAGCAAGCAGGUCAAGGAGCUGGAAUAUUCUAUUGAUGCUUCAGUGACCAAAAUUAAGACCACUAUAAUGACUAGGGAACAGAUACAGAAAGAAUAUGAUGCUCUAGUUAGAAGUUCAGAGCAACUUCUGAGCGCACUGCAAAAGAAGAAACAGCAAGAGGAGGAAGCAGAGAGGCUACGACGCAUACAGGAGGAAAUGGAAAAAGAAAGAAAGAGACGUGAAGAGGAAGAACAACAACGAAGGAAGGAAGAAGAGGAAAGACGUCUGAAAUCUGAGAUUGAGGCAAAAAGAAAACAUGAAGAAGAAGAGAGGAAAAAGAGGGGAGUUGAAGAAAAGCGUAUUCAGGCUGAAAUUGAGGCUCAGCUGGCUAGAGAACGAGAAGAGGAAACCCAGCAUCAGGCAGUGCUUGAACAGGAACGUCGUGAUCAUGAACUUGCAAUGAGAAUUGCCCAGAGUGAGGCAGAACUCAUCAGUGAUGAGGCUCAGCUUGAUUUAGGAUUGCGCAGAGCCAAUGGAACAAAGCUGCAAAUGACUGCGGAACAAAUGGCCACAGAAAUGUCAGAAAUAUUGUCUAGGGGUCCUUCAGUUCAAGCCACAAAAGCCGCUGCUGGUACUAAGAAGCAUGAUCUCAGUAAGUGGAAAUAUGCAGAGCUUCGUGAUACAAUCAAUACAUCUUGUGAUAUUGAAUUAUUGGCAGCUUGCAGAGAAGAGUUUCACAGAAGACUAAAGGUAUAUCAUGCUUGGAAAUCCAAGAAUAAGAAACGCAAUGCAGAAACAGAACAGCGUGCUCCCAAAUCAGUCACAGACUAUGAUUUUGCACCAUUUUUGAGCAACUCACCUCAGCAGAACCCGACAACCCAGCUACCAGCCAGACAAAAAGAGAUUGAAAUAAACAGACAGCAGCGUUACUUUCGCAUUCCCUUCAUCCGUCCUGCUGACCAAUACAAAGAUCCCCAGAACAAGAAGAAGGGCUGGUGGUAUGCACAUUUUGAUGGGCCAUGGAUUGCUCGACAAAUGGAACUUCAUCCUGACAAGGCACCCAUUCUCCUUGUAGCAGGUAAGGAUGAUAUGGAUAUGUGUGAGCUUAACCUUGAAGAGACUGGCUUAACUCGAAAGCGAGGUGCUGAAAUUUUGCCGAGACAGUUUGAAGAAAUUUGGGAGCGCUGUGGAGGUAUCCAGUAUCUUCAAAAUGCAAUUGAAAGCAGACAAGCUCGUCCUACGUAUGCUACAGCUAUGCUGCAGAACCUAUUGAAAUAAAUGGUCAUUUUGCCCAGUAGCGUUUGAGAGGAGAACCCUUGGCCGUGCUACAAAGGGAAGAGUUCCUCUGGGCAACAGAGGACGUAAACAUUCUAUAAUCAUAUUAGAGAUGUUUAAUAUAAAGUGAACAGAUUUUAUUAAUCAUGUGGUUUGUUAAUUUGUACUUUAUGAUGUUUAAUUUGUGUAGUGAGCUCUACUAGGUAUGAGGACCUUAAAGAAACUUCAGUCAGUGUAGUUUGUUGCAUUUUGUUUAUAUGUUGCAUUUUCUUUAACAGUUUCUGUUGUAACUCUUUUAACACUUUUAAGCAAUCUGUCUGUACUUGGGUACAUAUUACAAAGAACUGCAUUGCAACCACCUUGUUAUAAAAUCCCCUCUUUAAAACACUGAGUAGUUGGUUUCAACUGGUGGCCUAGUAAAGAGGAUUACGCUGUUUCUAAUAACUGGAAUUGUGAGGCCUUAGCUUUGACUUCUAUUCCGGAGAAGUUGGAGUAUACUUUUAUAUAGUCUGAGACAUUUUAUGUCCUGAUUUGAGAACUGAUUGGUGUCUGUAUUUACUGAGUUUUUCAGAGACUGAUGGGAAAUCCUCUUAAACUUGAGACCCGUAAAUUCCUGUUUAAUGUAUUCUCUGUCUUGGUUUAAGAGAAAUGGUUUUCUGUACAUUCUGAGAAGAGCAUUCAUAUAUGUCAAUAUUGUGUAAUAUUGGAGGUACUCAAAGAAUGUACUGCUCACUAGGGCUUAUACUGCUUCUCUCUUAGUUUCUUUUUCUUUUUUAAGUACAAAUUUCCUUUAGACUUCUAUUUUUUCUCACCAAAUUUCCAUUAGGAAUUCUUGGAUAGUUUGUUUAUCCAGGUAGUGUAAUUUCAAUAUAUUACUCAAAAUUGUCCAAGACUUGUAUCAGGAGGCAUGUAAGAGUACAGAUAGUGUAAAGGAGAUAUGUUCAGCUUUUUGUUGGCAGCGUAACUUAACUGAAUAGUGAGGCCUGAGCCUCAGAUGUCUUGUUUAUUUUGAUUGUAACAAGAUGCUCAAGGUCUGCACCUUUUGUUAGACUGUAUAAAAAUUUGGUCCAGUAACAUAAUGCAUCAUCCUAGUACUAUGUGCUGAUGAAAUAGCUACAAUUUUUAUCAUACUGAAAUACCAUAGUGAUUUGGACACUAGCUUUAUCUUCAUCUUUUCUGUCAAGCUUGUAACAGUUCCCUUAUUAAGCAGUUUGUUUUGGGAGUUUUUGUGGGUGGGAGUUCUUAGUUUCAUACGGUUUUAAGAUGCAUUUUGUUCACUUAUGUGAACAUUGUUCCACCACGCUGGCCAUUAUUUCAACAAGUUAAACUUGAUUAUUUAUUAUCUCUGUGAUAUGAAUUUGAAAUAUAGGUAGCUUUAUGUCCAAUUACUUACUCAACCCGAUUUAAAAAUGAAGUUUUGCUAUAUGAAUUGGCAAGGUUUGCUUACACUAUAAAAUAAUUUCCUCACUGUUUACCUCUUGAAAACUUCAGUUUUUAAAUGCACAAAUAUACCUAAUUAAUAACUUUCAAGAGGUACAGUUCUGUAGCACGGAGAAAGCUCCUGAUGCAUACAUCCUUGCUGACCUUAGAUUGUGCUUGCAUGCCACUGUCUGCUGCUUGUUAUAAAUGCCCUCCUUGCUGUAAUACAUGCAGAGAUACUUGAGUAAUGCACUAACUCUGUCUGAAUCCGUUGUACCAGGGAAUCUCGGCUUCCACUGCGUACCCACUCGACUUUUUGGUCAUGUGAUUGCAAACAAGAAAAUGUUUUCAUUUUACCCAAAUUUUCCACUGAAGCAGUAAUUUUUGGCUGGAAGAUGAGAGGAGAAGUGCAUCAGGCUGCUGGCUACCAAGUUCUGUACAAACCUGUACAGUGUUGCAUGUGUUUAAAGGUGCUGCUUAUGAAAUUUAGAUUAGUGGUUUAAUGUCUUACUGAAUUUAGAACCAAAGUUUCAGAACUUCCAGUCUCCAGAAACUUAGCACUGCAAGAAGCUGUGAUCGCUCAUGCAAUACAAGGAAGAAAAAAUCACUGAACUGAUGGGGCUGAGGUGCUCUAUUCUGGAUUUAUGACUGUCUGGAUUUAGUGUCUUAAUUCUUUCAAUCUCAGUGUAUAUAUAUAUAUAUAUAAAAAUGGAUCUUAUAAGACUAUAAGUCUUAUAAGUCUUAAGUAUGUGUGUGUAUGUAUAUACACAUAUAUAUGCUUAAACAUUUUAGUAUAUGUAUGUGUAAACAUACUUGUGGGGAACCUAAAUAAAAUUAACUGAAUUUUCCACUCUGUUCCUUUGAUUAUGCCAGGAUUUCCAUGACUGGCAUCAGAAAGAAAAUUCAUUUUUCAGAAUGGGGGUGUAUAGGGAUUCUUCUUAACUAAAUAACUAACAAAUAUGAGCUAUCAGGAAAAUAAAAUUGACUUCGAAGUAGUGGAAUAAGAACUGGUGGCUGGAUGUUCUCAAACUAGCUGUUCCCACCUCUCUGCACUGCUUCAGCAGUAUGCCUGAGGCAAGCAGAAGAUGCAUUCCAAAAAUCGGAGUAUUCUAAUUUGCACAGUGGCAGGCUGUUUGUUUUGUUUUGUUUUUUCCUCUCCGCACCAAAAGCAGCAUCCGCGUUUAGUUUUACUGAUCUUUUUGUGCAACAAAAUCAAUUUUCAAAUAAUUUCAUAAUUUUGGUUUUUGUUCUGUUUUGGUUUUUGCUAACAUCAGGCAAUAUUCAGCUGCUUACCAGUUGUUUCUGUAGUCUCAUCUACUGUGUCAGAUAAUUAUACUGUUGGUUGAUUUGGAGAGGAAAUAAAAAAGCAGGGGAGGGGUUUAAUAUGUAGGACUGUAGUAUUACUUAGUGCCCUUCUGAUCUAUGGUUAUAGAGAAAAACCUCAUUUGCUUUUUAAAGCAAAAUGUUGGCUUGGUUCUGUGUGUUUGAUUUUUUUAAAAAAAAAAAUCUUCCUGCCUCUCAGUGAAGCUGUCUAUUAUAGCUGAGAUCUUCUGCAUGAAACACUCCACAAAACAAAGGAGAGGAAGCGAAUCGCCGUGCUAGGCUGCAUUCCUGACUAGGUGACCUAGGAAUAUGAAUUUUCUAGAGAAGGCUACUUUGAAGAUCACAAGGUCAUUAAAUACUUGUCUUUCACUCACUGAUAAGAUUGUUUUUCUUUACCUAGUUGAAUCCUUUGGUUUUUUCUCCAAAAUCUUUAUUUAAAGUAUUUAAAUGACCUCCUAAUACUGUACUGAAAAUUAAAAAAAAAAUAAAUACAUUCCAUGCUGAAAUCUCAGUUGUAUCUCUCUUACCAUUUUGUCUUUAAAGAUUUAAUUUAAUUUACCCUUACUUAUUCUGCUUUAUGAGAAGGAUAAAAAGAUUUCUGUGCUGGAACUGCCUGCUGCUUUUCUGUCAGAUGUUUAUGGUACUUAAAACUACUCUAGUAACAAUUUUGUCUUUAAUUUCUAAGGUAAGUAUUCCUCAAAAAUAACAUUCUGAUAUCUAAAAAAUCUGAUUUUGUUACCUUUGAGUCUUAUGCCUCAUUUCUCAGUAUUUGUUGAAACAAGCAUCUUUUUACUUUUAUUACUAUUUUUUAACCUUUAUUGCUAUCGCUUCCGACAUAUUUAUCAUUUGCUAUGCUGUGUGCUGUUUGCAUUUUUUCGUUUUAAAUUUUGACUACCAGUGAGUAGUGAAACCAAUUAUGAGGCUUCAAGUUUGUAUGGUGGAGGAAAAGCUUUAUGUUUGGGGUAGAGAUGUAGUGUUGCUUUUGUUUUGGUUUUGUUUUGGUUUUGGGUUUUGUCUUUUUUUAAAAGAGUGUUGUCAAACUUUCCCAUCCUAAGAGCCAAAUCAGAGUGGUAUUUUUUUAAUUUAAGAAGGUAGAAGUAAUUCAGACUUUGGUAUCUAGGAGAUAUAAUUUUAUUUCACUUUCCUUAUGGCUUUCAUCUCCAACUGUAGCUUUACAUCAGUUUUAAGAUAACAUCACGUGUUUUAGUGUGAAAUUAAAUAUCAGUUCGAUUCCUUGUGAAAUUUUCAAGUAAAUAGUUUUAUUAUAUUUUAUUGAAAUACAAAAGGCUUACAUCCAGCAAAUAUAUUUGGUAAUUAACAGUUGAGAGUGAUAAAUACAAUCAUGAAUAAUCAUUAUUAAAAUACACAUUUAAAAAUUACUUUAUUUUUAAAUCUGACUAGUGAUAGAUACUGUGAAUUGAAAUAUACUAAACACAUACAAAAAUACAUUUGUAAUGGAAAAAAAAUUGAAUGCUUUUAGCAUUCUUAAUGCAUUCUUAACUUACAUGAGCAGUAGUGAAAAGCUAACAUUUUUUGGCAGGGAUGACUUCCAGUGCCCUGCAAGAAGUAUUUUUAAUGUACAGUUUUAUUCUGAAGUGUUACGGUGUAAAACCACAUCUUAGGUAUCUUUUUUUUGUUGUUGGUUUUUUUUUUUUUUUUUUUUUUCCCUAGUUAAAUAAAGUAAGUCAAAAUACUAUUUCAGCUGUAAAAAUUUGACUUUGUGUUCUUGGUGCAUUGCCUUCAUUUGUACACAAUCACCAGUUCUGGUGGUUUUGCCAGCAAAUCUGUUUGUGCAGUUAAUUGUUUGGAAUUGGUAAACAGUUCUUUUCAGCAAUAAGGUAAACUAAAGUUCAGCCUUUGCUGUGGUAACUGUGUGGUACAAAGUAAAAAGAAUCGUCACUUAAAUCAUCUGCUAUCCUGAAUACAUUACAUGGAAGUUGCACAUCUGAGUGAGGAGCUGUCAUCCAGUUACAGUCAUGGACUUGGUAGAAGCUCAGUUUGAGCUGUAAGUACAACUCCUGAUAUGCACCAAGCAGCAAACAGUGCCUGAACAUUAUGCAACACUGGUGCAGCAUAUACACAGAGAUAUUCUCAAGAAGAUGAUGGAUCAGGAUUGUGGAUCCAUAGAGCAUAAAUUACUAAACCUAUACAGUACCUGAUGGCCACCCAUUGUCUGCUUAGAUUUCUUCUACAAAAACUAACAGUUAAUUUCUCAAAAUGAUCUGUGUGUAUACUGAGUUUAAAGUGUAUGCGCUUAUGUGCGACUACACAAUCUACUGGCUACUGGGAGGGUGCCUGUGAAUAUAAAUCUCAUGCCCUAAGAAGAUGAAGCUGCAGGUAUUGUGCCUCAGCAAAAUGCCAGAAGUCUUAGGAUAACCUGACAGUUUAACUGUCACCAGAAAUUAAGCAGUGAAGUGUAUAUGUACGUACGUGUAUAUAUAAUAUAUUUAUUAACAGAAAAAUAGGAAUCUGAUGUUCACAGAAACCAUUAAAUUAAUCCCAACCUCUGUGUGAUUUGCAAUGUAAGCGUUGUAGGGAGAGAAUGGAAAAGUUCCCAAGUGCUUUUACUGUGGCCUUUGGUCAAUGACAGCUCUUGUUUCUGUGUUUGCCACUUACAGUACUGUAUGUAAGGAAGGUCAAUAAAAGGGUGUAGAAAUGUGGUAAAGUUUCAUCAACAUUUUUACCAGGAUGGUUGUGACAUACAAUAUUGGAAAAAAUCACCGCUCAGCAAAAUCUCUUUCUAGCACUUGCCUCUUAACUAAAAAUACAGUUAAGUUGUGUAAGUACUGGAUGCUUAGUGCAUGCAUCUUAACAGUGACUUCUUACCAAUCAAAUUUUAGACAUGGUCAAAUAGUUGGCCAACUUGGUCAUGUUGAUUUUCCUUAAUAAAACAUUUUAAACGUG